Molecule: messenger RNA, 933 nt
Organism: Lactuca virosa
Lineage: Eukaryota; Viridiplantae; Streptophyta; Magnoliopsida; Asterales; Asteraceae
Source: the annotation of a GenBank genome assembly
AUGAAUGCUUCUACAGUAGCUUAUGCAAAUCGGAAUGCUGAAAUCAAUGGAAUAAAAAACUGCAGAUUUGUCUGUUCAAAAGCAGAAGGUGUUACGGGGUCGCUAUUAAAAGAGUACUUAACAAAAAAACUAGACUCCGGAAUCAAUGAUUCCGAUGUUGGUAUCAAAGGAGAUGAGAAAAAGGAUAUCAAAGAAGUUAUAAAGGAAGAAGAGAAUAAUUCUAUUAAUGAAAACAACAAUAACAAUAAUAAUAAUGAGAAAAAGAUGGAAUAUUUUGAAAAUGUGGUGGCCGUUGUGGAUCCUCCACGUGUUGGACUUCAUCCCACUGUGAUCAAGGCUCUUAGGACUCAUUCACGUUUAAGGAGGCUUGUUUAUAUUUCGUUUAAUCCUAAAAGUUUAAUGGCAAAUGCAAUUGAGCUUUGUACUCCUUCUGAUGAGAGUAAUGAGAAAGGGAAUAAGAACAACAGAGGAUGGAGAAAUAUGAGUAGUGCUGGUUUGGCUCGACAUAAAUCUAUGCCUACUUCUGAACCCUUUAAGCCGGUCAAAGCCAUGGUUGUUGACCUUUUCCCACAUACCCCAUAUUGUGAACUUGUCAUGCUUCUUGAAAGGUAUUGUUUACUUGGUAAAAUACUAAAAUCUGCAGCAAAGUCAAAUUACAUAUCUGCGGGGCAGAUUAACGUGCCCAUUGUUUUUAGGGGACCAAAUGGCCUUGUUGCUGGUGUUGGUGCUCAACAUUCCCAUGUUUCUACGGGAUCUGAAGCAGAAGGCCACCGUUUUCCGAUCACGUUCACUGGAUAUGAAGAAGGCGACAAGAUCUGGUUUCACCGACCGCCGCCAUUGAAUCUGCCGACGACAAGCUCUUAUCAGAAAUCAUGGAGUUAUCACCGUUUCACCGACCGUCGCCGCCGCCUUCGUUAUCUGCUAGGCUCGUGA